Molecule: messenger RNA, 1014 nt
Organism: Laetiporus sulphureus 93-53
Lineage: Eukaryota; Fungi; Basidiomycota; Agaricomycetes; Polyporales; Laetiporaceae
Product: glyceraldehyde-3-phosphate dehydrogenase
Exons: 6
Coding region: 1-1014 (337 amino acids)
Biological process (GO): glucose metabolic process
Molecular function (GO): NAD binding; oxidoreductase activity, acting on the aldehyde or oxo group of donors, NAD or NADP as acceptor; NADP binding
Source: RefSeq, a predicted model, not a curated record
AUGCCAGUCAAGGUCGGAAUCAACGGUUUCGGUCGUAUCGGCCGUAUCGUCCUUCGUAAUGCCCUCCUCCACGGAGACAUCGAUGUCGUCGCCGUGAACGAUCCUUUCCUCGACCUCGACUACAUGGCCUACAUGUUCAAGUAUGACUCGGUCCAUGGCCGCUUCAAGGGCACCGUUGAGACCAAAGACGGAAAGCUCUACGUCGACGGCAAGGCCAUCCACGUCUACGUUGAGAAGGAUCCCGCCAACAUCCCUUGGGGGUCCGUCGGUGCCGAGUACAUUGUUGAGUCGACAGGCGUGUUCACCACGACCGAGAAGGCAUCUGCCCACCUCAAGGGUGGUGCCAAGAAGGUCGUUAUCACGGCGCCCUCGGCAGAUGCGCCCAUGUUUGUCUGCGGUGUCAACCUCGACGCGUACGAUCCCAAAUACAAAGUCAUUUCGAAUGCGAGCUGCACCACCAACUGCCUUGCGCCGCUCGUCAAGGUCAUUCACGACAAGUUCGGCAUUAUCGAGGGUCUCAUGACGACCGUGCACUCCACGACCGCGACCCAGAAGACCGUCGACGGCCCCAGCCACAAGGAUUGGCGCGGCGGCCGUGCAGUCGGCAACAACAUCAUCCCCUCGUCCACUGGUGCUGCCAAGGCCGUCGGCAAAGUAAUUCCUUCGCUCAACGGCAAGCUCACCGGUCUCGCGUUCCGUGUGCCGACAAUUGAUGUCUCGGUCGUGGAUCUCGUCGUCCGCCUUGAGAAGGGUGCAACAUAUGACGAGAUCAAGGCUGCCAUUCAGGAGGCUGCUGCGGGCCCGAUGAAGGGUAUCAUGGCAUACACCGACGAGAAAGUUGUCAGCACCGACUUCACGGGUAACGACGCGAGCAGUAUCUUCGACGCUGACGCCGGCAUUCCACUUAACAAGCACUUUGUCAAGCUCAUCGCUUGGUACGACAACGAGUGGGGUUACUCGAAGCGUGUCUGCGACCUGCUCGCGUACGCGGCGAAGAAGGAUGGCGCGUACUAG